UCAAACUGCCAUCCGAAAAUGACAAACAGACCCAGAAUGAUCAUGAGCUUCACUAUUCACCCGACAUUCCCUGAACAUUUAAUUCGUUUAGCCAUCCUGAUUUGACGCGCCCGCACCUGUCCGCGAUCUCAUAUGGACGCCGAGCCCGCUCUCUCCUGUUUCCGCAGACCGCAGGAGGAGACCCGCGAUGUGUCGGUGAGCGCGCACGCAAUCUCAGCGCCAUCACACUGAAACAGGAGACCCGCGAGUGUGGAUAUGCCUACCGGGAAACUUUUCAUCGCUUAAUUUUUCGUUCCCCCCUCCCCUACAUUUUAUCGCACACGGACGCCUCUCGCCCUAUCUCCCCCAUGAAAAAUAAUCUUUGGAGCGGCGCGAUGAUGUCGAGCAAAAGUGCGGAAUGGCUGCAGGAUGAACUGGAGGCUGGCGGCGGCGGCGCGCUGCUGCUCCUCGACUGCAGGUCGCACGAACUUUUCGAGUCCUCGCAUAUCGAGUCCGCCAUCCACCUGGCCAUCCCGGGACUUAUGCUCCGGAGACUGAAGAAGGGCAACCUGCCCAUCCGAUCGAUCUUUCCCAAUAACGAGGACAAGGAAAAGUUCGUGAAGCGCUGCAAGACGGACACGGUGGUGCUGUACGACGAGGCGACCGCGGACUGGCAGGAGAACGGAGCUGCAGGCUCUGUGCUGGGGCUGCUUAUGCAGAAACUGCGGGAUGAUGGAUGUAAAGCCUAUUAUUUGGAAGGAGGAUUUAACAAGUUUCAAACCGAAUACCCAGAGCACUGCGAGACUAACUUGGACAGCUCGUGUCCGAGCAGCUCUCCACCCGCAUCCGUCUUGGGCCUCGGAGGUUUACGGAUCAGUUCGGACUGUUCUGACGGCGAGUCGGACCGGGAACCAGGUAGCGCCACAGAGUCAGAGGGCAGCCCCUUACCCAGUAACCAACCAGCGUUCCCAGUCCAAAUUUUACCGUACCUUUUUCUGGGCUGUGCCAAAGACUCCGCCAACUUGGACGUUUUGGGCAAGUACAACAUCAAGUACAUCCUGAACGUAACUCCCAACCUACCCAACAUGUUUGAACACGACGGGGAAUUCAAGUACAAGCAAAUUCCCAUCUCGGAUCACUGGAGCCAAAAUCUCUCUCAGUUUUUCCCAGAAGCCAUUUCUUUCAUAGAUGAAGCGCGUUCCAAAAAGUGUGGCAUCUUGGUGCACUGCCUGGCAGGAAUCAGCCGCUCGGUCACCGUCACGGUGGCGUACCUGAUGCAGAAGCUCAACCUGUCGCUGAACGACGCUUACGACUUUGUCAAGCGCAAGAAAUCCAACAUCUCGCCCAACUUCAAUUUCAUGGGCCAACUUUUGGACUUCGAGAGGACGCUAGGGCUCAACAGCCCCUGCGACAACCGCACGCCCAACGACCAGCUCUUCUUCACUACGCCAACCAAUCACAACAUGUUCCAGCUCGAUACGCUGGAGUCCACAUGAAGGCCAGCAGAGGAAGCCGGGUGGGAGCCACCACCCUUUGAAUGUUUAUCACCCAUCAUCUCCCAGGGGAUUUUUUGACCUGGAGGAGCAGGCCAGCGGCAAUGGCGAAGGGUGGGAUGGAGGGUGGUUACGCACGUGGUAUUGCUUUUCACGAGGGUGCCACUCUUGAAGGCGAACCCUUUGAAGCCCUGCAGCUAUUUUGGUGGAUUUUAAUGCAGCUUUUCUUGCCUUUAUGGAACUGACUGUUCUAUUUUUGUCUUGGUUUGAUGAAAGACGAAUCGAGAGACUUUUGCACAGCGCUUGAUACAAAGAGAGGGAAGCAGAACUGCUGUGUUGCGGCAAUGAUGCCCUCAACCUCCUGUCUUGAAGGGUGCCAAUAACGUACCGACUGGGAUUUUUGUUUUUGAAAUCGGAGAAAAUCUUGGAUUUUUUUAUUUUCUGAAAGUAGAGACAAAACACCAUUGAAAAGGUGCACAAUACAUUCUCAAUACAUACAGUCUUUCUGUUUCUAUAUAUUUGUUUAUUUUCUCACAAAGUUGGCAAACACGUAUGUGUGCCGAACGUUCUCCAAAGUUGUGCCUUUGGAGUUGUGCGGUGUUGGCGACGGAGCUGAAUUCUAGGUCGUAGCCAACAAAAACAAACAUUGUGACCCCUCCCCUCUCCAUAGGAACCUCUGUUUUUUUCCUACAUUUGCAAUGACCUAAUGCGUUUUGCACAGUGGUGAAGCCUUUCACUUCUUGGCACUUAAAACCGGUACUCCAGCACACAUAAAGAGACAUUCAGAGAUCCCGCGGAGCUGCCAGUUCUAGGCUGCGACGAGGCCGUGCAGCUGCGUGGUGGCGAGGAACACAACGCACUUACUCAAAGCUCAUUGUUCCUUAACUGUAAACGACAGAUUCAGUCCUAGCUUGGAGUCCCGACUUCCUCGUUUAAAAGUGUUCGUUCACCUUCUGGCCUUGAUGUUUCCCGUUACAGUAUGAAUAUAUAUUGUAUUAAUUUCAAAAUAAGAGUAUAUCUAGUCACUAUACGUAUUUGGGCAUGUGUUCCUCCGUGAGCAUCGAAUGUUGAGAACAGUUUUUUUAACUACUAUCGCCGCUUACGUGCGCGCCGUUUGGCGCCGUCGGGGCGGCGAGCAGUGUGUAGCGAGGGCGUUUCCGUGGAAACGAGCGAACGGACCCGAGGGAGCGAGUGCUUGAGUUAACAGGGUUGCUUUAAGCUGGCCUUAUAUAACCUUUUUAAUUCUUUCCUACUCUGACUGUUCAAUACUGUUUGUAUCUCGAUUUAGAAAUCAUUGUAUUAAACGGCAUUUUGUUCAUUUUUAAAGAAAACAAUAUGUAGUAAUAAUAGACGACUAACGGUCUCUAACGGGUCAGUCAAAGUUGUAUUUGUUACUCUGCAAUAUACUCAACAACACUUUGCAGUAUUUUCUAGAAGAUGGCCUCGGGUUUUUGACUCCGACUUUUUCUACUAGAAUUCCACAGAAAUAACGCUUCGUUCGCUUUGAAACCGAAGUAGCUUUUCACCUGGGGUGUCCAAAGUACAGGGCUUGGCAUCACAUAUUCGUUCGGUUACGAUCUGUCCGGUCGCAUUUCAUCGGAUUCGAUUUAAUAAUGUGCUAUAUGCUGACUCCUGUGGCCUUUUUGUGUAUCUGAAUAUAUAUUAUGCACAGAUAUGCAACAGUCAUCUCCUCAACAUAUCAUCGUGGAUGACUGUUUCUUGUGCUCGAAACGACUCGCCAUACAGUCUCAAACGGGACACGCGAUGUUCGACUCGUACACCCUAGGAUUGAAAUGUACUUCAUUUCAGGGCUGCUUUUAAUUUAAAUGUAAUUCUUGAUUUCAAGCUGCUUUCUUGGAGGAAUGUUUGUGUCCGUAACAAUGGGAAAGAGAACACGUUUUUCUCUGUUUGUAUAUUCCCAGAACACAGGAACAAGGUAUUCUGUGGAUAUUUCUCGUAGCUACAUGACGGUUAAAGGCAGUGACGUGAUAAUACGGAGCGAGAAUGAGACAUUCAGAGAUGAGUGAAUAAGGAAAUGUAUCUUACCUCACUGAGGAAUUUUUCAGGGAUUUUUAUUUGACAAUGCGACGGCAUCGUGUUACAGCUUCAAAUGUCAAAGAGCUGUUUUAUAUGUGCUGUAUACAAUUUUUUUAAAAGAUACAAUCUAUAUAUGUGUAUAAUACUGGGCUUGGUAACCGGGCAGUUAAAUUUUCUGGUUUAUGAAGGAUAUAAAAUUGUCCCUUAUGUAUUGUAUAGUAUAUGAAAACCAAUACAAGACUUUGUACUGCAAAUAAAUAUUGAAUUAUUUUUUGGUUA
Molecule: messenger RNA, 3788 nt
Organism: Misgurnus anguillicaudatus (oriental weatherfish)
Lineage: Eukaryota; Metazoa; Chordata; Actinopteri; Cypriniformes; Cobitidae
Gene: dusp7
Product: dual specificity phosphatase 7
Biological process (GO): negative regulation of MAPK cascade; peptidyl-tyrosine dephosphorylation
Cellular component (GO): cytosol; cytoplasm
Molecular function (GO): MAP kinase tyrosine phosphatase activity; MAP kinase tyrosine/serine/threonine phosphatase activity; protein tyrosine/threonine phosphatase activity
Source: RefSeq, a predicted model, not a curated record